AUGGGGAGCCUAAGGUUGAGCAAAAUUGUUGUUGUUGCAUUAGUCGUUUGUCUCUCCAUCCUGCUCUUAUCUCCUACAGAAGUGGAGGGGUUAAUUUGUGACGUCGCAACCAGUCCGUGUAAAGAUUAUUCCCGAACCUCCGAUGCCUUUUGCAAGGACAUAUGCGUGAUGGAGAGUGAUAUGUUUACUGACGGCGUUUGCAGGUCUUCGGGGGGAGAUGGGCUAUAUUGCAUGUGCUGCCGUGACCGUCAUGGUAUCAGAGCUUCAAAAGAAACCAUGAGAUUCCAAAAGAUAUAA
Molecule: messenger RNA, 297 nt
Organism: Arabis nemorensis
Lineage: Eukaryota; Viridiplantae; Streptophyta; Magnoliopsida; Brassicales; Brassicaceae
Source: the annotation of a GenBank genome assembly